Molecule: messenger RNA, 8664 nt
Organism: Drosophila takahashii
Lineage: Eukaryota; Metazoa; Arthropoda; Insecta; Diptera; Drosophilidae
Gene: shn
Product: schnurri
Biological process (GO): regulation of transcription by RNA polymerase II
Cellular component (GO): nucleus
Molecular function (GO): RNA polymerase II cis-regulatory region sequence-specific DNA binding; zinc ion binding; DNA-binding transcription factor activity, RNA polymerase II-specific
Source: RefSeq, a predicted model, not a curated record
UCGAGCAAUCGUCGCCUCUCGUUUUCGCGCGCUUCUCGCAAUUCUCGGUAAAUGGUAAAUGCGCAAAAAAGCCAGCAACAAAAUCAAAUCAAUUCGCGAAUCGCAUGGUGAAUACACGAUCGUUUUAUUAAUAGAAUUCCGCCACAGCCAUAUAAUGCAUAUAUAUUUCGAAAGAAAAUAAAUUAAAUAAAGUGAGACCAUCAAUAAAAUACACACUUAGUUGAUAAGCAGCGUAAAAAACACGUUAAACGUUGAUUUCUGAAAGAAUUUGCCGCGCGCGCGAAUUAGUUUCGAAUAUUGCGUAUACGCAGGGUCCACCAGAAAUAAUACAAAAAUACAAACCUACCACAACAAAAAAGGGGAACACAACACACAGAGCAAAACGGCAUAUCAAAAUAAAAACAAGAAACAUUUCGUAGUAUAUUUUACACCAACGAAGAGAGGAUACCCAUAUAUGGAUUUAUAUAGCACAUUUACAGCAAUCAAGGAUUCGAAGAAAGGAUAGCAGAGCAAUGCCAGCCAGCGGGUUGCAAUCUCCACCAGGUCGACAGGCAAGCGGCAUAUCAGGAUAAACCCAGAGACUUGGACAUCAUGGCUCCUCUAUUUGUCUAGUUGGCAAAUACCAGCGAACCGGGAACCAGGCCACACACACACUUACACACACACACUCUCGGACAAACAAGGACGUUUGUCAUUGUGUGCGUCAAGGACGCCCUCACACACACACACAUUGUUGUGCCAUACAAACAAACCAGUGUCCCAAGCGGGCGUGCCAGCUGGGCGGCCACUGAUUAAAUAUACAUCAGUCAAGCGCAAGGAUCCUAAUUUGCAGCAGUUGUCCCAUGUAAAAGGAGCAGGGACAAACGGACAAGCGGACAAACGGACAAGCGGAUAAACGGACACACGGAUAAGCGAAAAAACAGGAGUCUAAACUUAGAAGCAAGGAAAAUGGCGCGACGCAAGGGCAGCGGUCGAGGCAAAUCUACUGUGAAUUCACGCAAGAGUGCUUUGGAAACUGCGCGUGAAAAACUUAAAGAUGAGCCCGCUGCAAAUACGUCACAGGGUAAUAAAUUCGAUAAUAAUAUGGAAAAUGCAACAACCACAACGGCCAAGCAUUACAAAACCGCAGGCAAACAGUACAAGACCAAUAAAGUGAACAAUACGCGACGUGCCACAGCAGCAGCAGCAGCAGCAGCGGCAGCAGCAGCAGCAACCACAACAGUAACAACAGCAGCAGCAGCAACAUCAACCAAGAAGCAGACAUAUCGGGAAACUGCAACAGCAACCACAGUCACUAAGAGAACAAGCAACAAAGCCAACACAGCAGCAGCAACAGAAGCAACAUUAAACGUUAAAGCAGCAGCAGCAACAGAUGUUGCUGGUGGCAAUAGCAAUACAAACAGCAACAGCAACAGCAAACCCAGUACAAGCUCACGAGAUAAACUAAGCGAGUUGCCGCUGCCCGCUGUUGACAACAACCACCACAUCAUCAGCAACAACAACAACAAUAAUACAAAUAAUAAUAAUAAUAAUAAUAGCAACAACAACAACAACCACCACAGUGAUAAUAGUAUUAGUGAGAAUAAUUAUGAAUUUAAGUGUAGAGAUAAAGCAAGUCUAAGUGAUAGCAAAAUGACGCUACAACAGAUGGCAGCGGUCAGCAGCAACCACCAGGAGCCAGUGGCUCCCAAUGUGGCCAACACGAUGAGCAUUGUCAGCCAGCAGACCACCGUAAAUGCCACCACGCCCACACCCGCCACCACCGAUGAGGCUCCGCUGGGGGAUUGGUCAAAUAUUUCACGCUAUCUGCACAAGAAGUUUAAGCGUUUGGCCAGCACCACCGAAGUGGAGAGCGGGAAUGCGACGAAUGGAGGAGGAGGAGGUGCCCAUCAUCCAAGUGGCGAUCGCACCACAUCGCUGUCCUCAAACAGUUCGCUAUCGCCACCACCACCGAUGGUCACCAAUGGUCACCAAAACCACCAACAUCUGCUGACCCAACAGCAGCAACAUCAACAGCCGCCGCCAGCAGCCACACAUGAAUUCAGUGCCAAUUUUGUAAAUAGCAAUCAUGUCAAUGCCAUUGGUCAUGAGGAGAGUCUCGUUAUCAGCAGCAAUAGUGGCUACAAAGCGGCGGCCCGAACGCGAACGCCACUCAGUAAUAGCAAUACGAACAGUAAUAGCAACUAUGCGGCGAAUGCCACACUCUUACCGGCAACAUUUGCCCAGCAUCAACAGGUGACUCAGCCAACAACGGGAAGUCCGGGCAUAGCCAAUCCCAAUCCGGCAGGAGAAAAAUCCGGACGAUAUGUGUGCACCUACUGCAAUCUGAUCUGUGCCAAGCCCUCGGUGCUGGAGAAGCACAUUCGAGCGCACACCAACGAGCGACCCUAUCCCUGCGACACCUGCGGCAUUGCGUUCAAGACAAAGAGCAAUCUGUACAAGCACUGCCGCUCGAGAUCGCAUGCGGCCAGGGCGCGAGGAUUGGAGGUGCCAGCCGAUGCGGAUGAUGGUUUGUCCGAUCAGGAUGCAGAGCUGAGCAACAGUAGUUCCGAGUUGCCAAGUCGCGCUGGAUCGCCCUACGAUGAGCCCAUGAAUUCGCCAACACCCUCGCCUUCCACUUUGUCGGCGGCCAAGAGUGCCUACAUUCAGCAGCCACCGCUACCGCAGCACAUGCAGCAGUUACCGCUAGGUUCGCCGGCUGCCGGAACAUUGCCACCCACGACGGCGGAUAAUCUGCACUCGGCGACUGCCCAGCAUCGGUCGUCCAUCGAUUACAAGCCAUAUAAACCCAAGUUCCAUAAUGCCGCGCUGUAUGUGCCACCCGGUGGCAGCAAAGAGCAACAGUUGCAGCUUCAGCAGCAGCAGCAGCAGCAGCAACAUCAAAUGGCCCAGCAGAAGCUAUCGAUUCAACUGCCUUUGGUGCAGCAGCCAUCGCUGGCACAUCCCACGCUUUCGCCCAGCACGCAGAUGAAGAUGAAGCACCACAUUAACUCGCAUCAAAUGCAAAUGCAGAUGCAGCAGCAGCAGCAAUCCUUGUUGGCUCAGCAAUCGCUGUUGGCCGCCAUGCCGGUGCCACCCGGUGGGGUUUAUUACCUGGGACAGCCUUACUACAACCAGGAUGCAGCGGCGGCCGCAAUUCAUCAGCAUGCACUGGUCAUUCAGCAGUUUCAACUGCAGCAGAUACACUUGGCACAACAGCAGCAGCAGCAACAACAGCAGCAACAGCAGCAACAGCAGCAACAUUCACCUUUGGUGAAGGCGCCACCUCCAAUGCAACAACCUCCAAGUCUGCCGCCUCAACAGCUGGUGCGAACGAAUAGUCAGGUUUCCAGUGCAGCCACAGCGCCCGCCACUCCCACGCCCCCCGCCAAUCUCAGCAGUUUUGCCAGCUCCAGCGGCGGCAUGCAAGUAAAUGUGGCCAAAGUACAGGAGCACAUUUCCAAGUUGAUCUCUCAGAACGAAGCUAUUGUGGAGAACAAGGAGAUAUUGCUGCAGAAGAAGUAUCCCAAGCAGCUGAGUCGUUCGCGCAGCUUCAACAAUGCCAACAGCAACAAUGCAACGGCGGCAUUGCAUGCAAACAACAGUCACAACAUCAAUGCACAGAUGCCAGAGCGCGAGACCAAAGUGAAUUUGGCACAGGCCAUCGUCCAAAAGCAGCAGCAGCAACAGCAGCAGCAGCAACUUCAGCAGCAGCAACAACAGCAGCAGCAGCAGCUUAUCCAACAGCAGCAGCUGGAGCAGCAGAACUACUAUACGUACAUGCAACAGCAGCAGGAGAACCAACAGCAGCAGCAGCCGCUGGAACCUCCAAAUGGAGUGGUUAAGAGGAAUACCUAUAAGCCUGCUCCAACGAUGACGACUCCCGUGAAGCAGCAACAACAACUGCCACCCCCGCCCUCCCCGCUGCCCAUGCAAACGAUGAUAUAUCGCCAGGAUCCCGCAACACCAGUGGCUAAAAACGAGCAACCGGCGACGGCAGUGCAUGCGAUGCCUUUAAAUCUGUCAGCGAAACCGAAGACAACCUUGGUUACAGUGCCCGUAAGCUCGUUGCCCACCAGUUCUGCGGCACAGACUCCUGCGACUCCAGCGAGCAGCUCCAAAGCGGCACCACCUCCUGCCCAGGUGAACAACUCGAUCAUCAAGAAUCUGUUGCUAAAUGCUCGCGGUUUGGCGGUGCCAAUUGGCGAGGGCGAUGAUGCUGUUUACUCCUGUCCCAUUUGCGCCAACGAAUUCCGCAGUGCGGACGAACUGAAGCUGCACAACAGCACCUACUGCCAGGAUGCGAGCUCCAGUGCGCCCAUGAGUCCGGCCUCUUCGCCCUUCCGCUCCAAUUCGAUCUCAUUAAGUCUGCCGGAGCUAAAGAGCCACAUGGCCAACUCGAAGAAUCCAUUAUCUCUGGCCAAAUUGGCCUUUUCGCAGUUGAAUACAAAGAGGAGUAAUUUGAUAUUGAGUCGCCUGAGUGCAGCACAAACGCCAGCGAGGACUUCUACGGUAACAGCUCCUACUGCAAGUGCUCCGGCCUCUUCUCCAGCUCCAUCAACUGCUCCUGCUCCUGCUCCUCCUCCUCAGAUUGAAGCCCUGCGCUUUGUAGAUGCACCACUGCCAUCCCCCGGCCCCCUUUUGGGUAAAACACCGCUGGUGGACUAUGCCCAGCAGAAUGCACCGCGCAAGUCGCAGGAUUCGGUGGUUAUAACCAAAAUGCACGAGGAUCGGCAGUUUGCAAUGCGUGAUCUUGAAGCUCAGCCCGCCAAGCGAGUGAGGACUAGCGACUCCUCCUCUCAGCAAACGACAAGCUUCAACUUUUCGUUCAACAACCAAAAUAACACUAAUAAUGUACCCGAGUUGCAAGCCACCAAAGAGGAGCGCUUGCGUCGAUUCACCUCCUCGGGCGGCAGCAUGAUUCCGAUUUCGGAGUGCCCCGAUUUGGACAACAGUCCCAAGAUGAUUCGUACGCCUCUCCUCUCCGGCGGAAGCUUUCAGGACGUUUCGAUCAAGGUCAGCGAAUCGGGAUCAACGAGCAAGGAGCGUAAGCUGAUGGCCCUGGUCAGCAGCAGUGGACUGCUGGGCGUUAGUUCAGCUCCGCAGCACUUUCAGUUUCCACCCAUCAACUCGAUAACUGCCUUCAAUCCGCUAACGCUGCCACCAAUGAGCGGUGGGGAUAAGAGCACACCUGUCACACCGAUUCCUCAUGUGCCCGGAAUGCCGGGACCUGGUAGCUUAACGCCACAAAUGCCACUGCUUCCGCCGCCACCGCAACAGCUUCAGUUGCCCAUUCCCUCGGGCCGCGGACGCAGUCCUAACCGGAAGCAACCCAGUCCACUUCUCCUGGGCGGCGCAGCAGCUGGCGAACUAAAGGCUCUAUCGCCAUUCGGUGGAGUUCAAAAUGUGCCCAGCGAAUUCAGCCGCCAACCACCUACGCCUGCCCAACGGCAAGCUCUGCAAUGGAACAGCAAGGAGACGCCGAAGAAGGCGCCUUUUAACUUUCUGCGCAUGGCUGAUAAUGUGAAGACCACGGAAGCCGAAGUGCGUCACUUCAAUCUGGAAAAUGUGAUGAAACAACAGACGGAGUUGCCUCUAACACCACUGCAUGUGGAGACUCCAAAUGGAAGUAACACCGAGGAAACCAAUCCCAGUUCCUCAUCCGCGGCCAAAUCAAAGUUCCUGCGACCCACUAGCUUGCCAUUGAAACCGGGAACCUUUACGCCCAAACGCCAUCACGGCAUUACACCUACGGCCAAUACAUUGCCGCUGAUCUCGCCGGAGACGCCCAGGCCGUCCAAAUCCUGUGUGCAACUGUAUCUCAAUGGACACGCCUACACUUAUUUGGGUCUCAAAUGCAGCACAAAGAUGUUUUACUGUACGGUGAACUGCCCGCAGCCGUCGUAUGUCGCCGGAAUGCACAAACUAUCAAUGUACAGCGUGUGGCAGGUGUGCGAGGAGAACCAACCGCAUCCACUGGGAUUCAAACUGAAGCAGGUGAUGGCUUUGUACGAUUCUCGGCAAAGGAUGCUGGGAAAUGGAAGCUCAGCCGCGAUGGCUGGCUCUGGAAAACUAAGCUACAAUCUCGUGGCUUCGCAGCAAACAAUUUGCUCCACUUCCACGUCGACCAGCAGCAGCAGUGCCUUUUAUCAAGGAGCCAUCAAGGCCGCACCAAUUGUCCAGGUUGGCGCCCUCAGCGAGGCGAAUGUGGCGGCCAAGGCGAACGAGGAGGCGCAGGCCAAGAAGCUGGAGACAAGUCCCUCUGGACAGCCCCUGGUGGGUGGCUACGAGUCUCACGAGGAUUACACGUAUAUCCGCGGACGAGGAAGGGGUAGAUACGUUUGCUCCGAAUGCGGCAUUCGGUGCAAGAAGCCCUCGAUGCUUAAGAAGCAUAUUCGCACCCACACGGAUGUGAGGCCAUUCACCUGCAGCCACUGCAAUUUCAGCUUCAAAACCAAGGGCAAUCUGACCAAGCACAUGCAAUCAAAGACCCACUUCAAAAAGUGCAUCGAAUUGGGCAUCAAUCCGGGACCAAUGCCCCCUGAUAGCGAGUUCCUGGACGUGGACAUGGACUUUGAUCAGCAAUCAUCCACUUCAGCGGGCGGUCGCACGUCUUCCAUGGCUGGAGAAUCUGAUUCCGAUGACUAUAGUGACAAUGAAUCGGAAAGUAGUGACACGGAUGAAUCCAAGUCCCGAUUGAAAGAGCACGAGGCAGCGAGAGGCCUGCUAUCGCUAUCGAUGACGCCGCCCAUUCCGCCGAGCGUGUCGCCCUAUCCACAGCUGCACGAUACACCUCUGCCGGCAGCAAGUCCUGCCAACAGUAUUGGCUCUUCGGGUUCGCAGCCCAAGAGAUUGGUCUGCUCGUUUACAUCGCCCAAACCACCGUUCGAUUACCAAAAGCAGGAACAGUAUUACUCGAAUCCCGAGGAGUCCAAGCCUAAACGCAGUGGCGCCAGUGAGGAGAGUGCCCCCAUGGAUCUAACCAAACCACGCGGAUCCAUGUCCGCCAUCUCUCCGUCGCCAAUUCCUCCGCCCGGCCAGGAUCUACCCAAAUCGCAGGCCCAGCAGAUGCACGAUGUGAUCUUCGGCGUCUCCGGCAACGAAAGUGGCUUCAUGAAGACUUUAAUUUCGGUGUCGGACAAGGUGCGCAUAUCCGCCGAAAUGGAGGAGCAGGCCAAGCACGAGGCGGAGGGUGAGGAUGUUCAGCUGCAGACCUACAUCAAGGAGCAUGCUCUGCACCAGGCCAAGAUAAAGCAGAGUCAGUUCAGCCGCAGCUAUCUAAUCAACACUUUGUACUCGGCGGCGUCUCCUGUAAUGAGUAGCAGCAGUAGCACUCUAUUAACCACUAAUAGUCGGCCCGUCAUGAGCAUUAGUGAGGUUCCUAGCAUCGAAGUCCACGAAGUGAAGACUCCCGAAGCCGUUGAGCUGCCAACUAUUUCUGCUCCAGUUAUACCAACGCCAAUUCCAGCAAAGAUUGCCCAGGAAGUAGAAGAGGAGAGCGAAACACUUCCUGAACAGGAGAAGCCCAAGGUUGUGGAACCGCAUAAUGCCAAUCUGCCCGCUGCAGUGCAGCAACCGGAUGCCAAUGAUUUCAGUGGAGUACUUGGUAAUCCGCCAGCAGCACCAACGACAACAUCAUCUGUUCCCGCUGCAGUAACCACAUCAACCGCUACCUCUGUGGCAUCUUCACCCAGCUCAGCUCAGCCCACCCAGCGCACCGUGAUUGUGGGCGAAGAUGGCUUCAAGAACUCCACGCCUAGCAGCAAGAGCAGCGAUAUUCAGCAUGUAUCCUACGGCAGGGGAGUGCCACCGGCUCCGAUUGCAGGCGAUGCCCGUCCCACCUGCACCAUUUGCGCCAAGACGUUCCAGCGGCAACAUCAACUCACCCUGCACAUGAACAUUCACUACAUGGAGCGCAAAUUCAAGUGCGAGCCAUGCAGCAUAUCCUUCCGCACGCAGGGACAUCUGCAGAAGCACGAGCGAUCGGAGGCGCACAAGAACAAGGUUAUGAUGACAUCGACAUUCGGGGUUCCCACAACCUCCAAUCCACGCCCCUUCGAGUGCACCGACUGCAAGAUCGCCUUUCGCAUCCACGGGCAUUUGGCCAAGCAUUUGCGCUCCAAGACGCACGUGCAGAAGCUGGAAUGCCUGCAGAAGCUGCCAUUUGGAACCUAUGCCGAAAUCGAACGUGCCGGGAUUAGUCUCACUGAAAUCGAUACAAGCGACUGCGAAAAUUCGCUAAUAUCAUUAAAGCUGCUGGCCCAGAAGCUGCUGGAGAAGGAUCCAAGCAAACUGAGCAGUUAUACCACACCCUCGGGAAUGAUGCAGCUGGCCCAGGAUACCACAGGUCCUGUCUCGCAGGAUAGUGCUUCAGAGGAUGGCUUUAGUGCUGCCAUUGCUUCGGCCAUAGCUUCGCUGGACAACGACAGUGCUGGCAACACACCGAAGCGUGCCAGCUCCAUGUCCGAGGAUGAAACGGUGGCCAAUGGCUUGAACCACAGCCUGAAGCGUCGUUUGCCUGGCAGUUUUAGCAGCACCGGCGAGGAGAGCGACAAUCCUGCGGAGAGCAGUGGCGAGAAGAGGGCUCGUUCUGGCCAGGAGCUGCCUGUUCCCGUCGCCGUUCCCGUGGCUGCUUCGGCAGCGGCCAGCAACUGACAGUACAUGUACAUGCUGCAGCCCAGCUGA